CUCAGCAAGCACACACCUUCAGUUAUGUACACUCAAAUUAGGGAACACAACAACAGAUUUUAUGUUUUUAAAAUAAGCAGUCUAUAGACUUUACAAUACAAGUUUAGGUGUUCCAGGCAGCACAGAACUAAGAACACUAUUUUCCUCCUUUGGGAAGGGCGGGGCGCAGGGCGGCUGGCCCCGGCAAGAGGAGACACUCCAGUCGGCUGUAGUUCCUGAGCUGAACCCGUCAGCUCCCGCAAUGAAUUAAUGAAUUCCUGUGACAUUUGCACAUUUUCGGCACACCCACUUCACUUUGACGCUUACUCGACGCUGGUAUAGUCCGAGAAGAAAAUGCAGCCCGACAAAAUGUCAGAGCCUGCGGUGGCCGACACUCGCCGGCUGAAUUCCAAGCCCCAGGACUUGACGGACGCUUACGGUCCACCCAGCAAUUUUCUGGAGAUAGACGUUUUCGAUCCACAAGUCGUUGGAGUCGGUCGGCAACGAUACACGAUAUAUAAAGUUCGAAUGCGGACAAACCUUCCUAUAUUCAAGCUGAAGGAUUCCUGUGUGACCAGACGAUACAGUGACUUUGAGUGGUUAAAGAAAGAGCUGGAAAGAGACAGCAAGAUUGUAGUACCACCUCUUCCGGGUAAAGCCCUAAAGAGACAGUUGCCAUUCCGUAGCGAUGAGGGGCUUUUUGAGGAUUCUUUCAUCGAAGAGCGGCGGUCAGGCUUGGAGCAAUUCAUCAACAAAAUUGCCGGUCACCCUUUGGCCCAGAACGAGCGCUGUCUCCACAUGUUCCUGCAAGAAGCCGAGAUUGACCGUAACUACAUUCCUGGAAAAGUACGACACUAACUGGGAGAGAUGGGUGGGAGGUGGGGAGCUUCUGGCACGGACACCAUCGGGAAGUCCCUCGAUUUAUGGAAUAUAUUUCUGUGGCUCGUCUCUGCUAUUGUUUUAUAAACUGUAAAAACCCAAAUUAGUUUGUUUUGUACAGUGAAGUAAAAGCUAAAUGCUGCAUUUUUCUCAUGACUGUCACAUAUUCAUGAGUGUAAUAUACUGUGAAUAAAGUAGAAUAUUCUCUAAA
Messenger RNA from Nerophis lumbriciformis (worm pipefish), 1069 nucleotides. RefSeq names its product sorting nexin 12 (gene snx12). Gene Ontology annotation, biological process: late endosome to Golgi transport; endocytic recycling. The record is from RefSeq and is a predicted model, not a curated record. Gene Ontology annotation, molecular function: phosphatidylinositol-3-phosphate binding. Lineage: Eukaryota; Metazoa; Chordata; Actinopteri; Syngnathiformes; Syngnathidae. Gene Ontology annotation, cellular component: retromer complex; early endosome membrane.